GUGGCAGAUGAGUGAGAUUAUCCACGACUACGCAAGAGCAACCUACCGGUGGUUACCGUACACAGGCGAUUCAGACGGAGCGAACAGGUUGCUGGCUAGUAGAAAAUGGGCAACGUUGACUCCAAACUAAACUUCAGAAAAGCUGUGAUACAACUGACAACCAAAACACAGCCCGUGGAGGCUACGGACCAUGCCUUCUGGGACCAGUUCUGGACGGAUACUGCCACUACUGUCCAGGAUGUGUUUGCUCUGGUGCCGGCAGCGGAGAUACGAGCUGUCAGAGAAGAAUCUCCCUCCAAUCUGGCAACCCUCUGUUACAAGGCAGUGGAGAAGCUAGUCCAGGGGGCUGACUCUGGUUGUCCCUCAGAGAAGGAGAGACAGAUCGUCCUGAGCUGCAUCCGUCUGCUCACACGUAUCCUACCGUAUAUCUUUGAGGAUGCAGACUGGAGAGGCUUCUUCUGGUCCACCGUGCCUGGUGCUGGGAGAGCUGGGGAUGAAGGUGAUGAUGAUGAUGGAGCGAGGCCCCUGGCUGAGUCUCUCCUCCUGGCUGUAUCUGACCUGUUUUUCUGUCCAGACUUCACCGUCCAGAGCCACAAGAGGACAGGCUCGGACACAGCGGAGGACAUGCAGUCCAUAGACAGCUGUGAGUACAUCUGGGAGGCAGGGGUGGGGUUCGCUCAGUCCCCCCCACUCAACUACACCCACGACCUCAACAGGACGGAGCUGCUGAAGCUGCUGCUGACCUGUUUCUCUGAGACCAUGUACCUGCCCCCCUCUGCUGACAACAACAUCCUCAACCCCUGGGUUACCUUCUUCUGCGCUACAGACAACAGACAUGCCCUGCCUCUCUUCACGUCUCUCCUCAACGUGGUGUGUGCCUAUGACGCAGUGGGUUACGGUAUCCCCUACAAUCACUUGAUGUUCUCUGACUACAGAGAGGUGUUGGUGGAGCAUGCUGUCCAGAUCCUCAUAGUGACUCUGGAGCACGAGGCCGGGCCAGCCGCAGCCCAACACAGCCUGGACCACUCCGCCUCCGUCAUGGAGGACCUAGAGCCUGUGGGACCAGACAACCUGUUUGUAAACUACCUCUCCAGGAUCCAUAGGGAGGAGGACUUCAGCUUCAUUCUGAAGGGUCUGGCCAGACUGAUGACCAACCCUCUGAUCCAGACCUACCUGCCGAACUCAGCCAAGAAGAUUCACUUCCACCAGGAGCUACUGGUGCUCUUCUGGAAGCUCUGUGACUUCAACAAGAAGUUCCUGUUCUUCGUGUUGAAGAGCAGUGAUGUUCUGGAUGUCCUGGUGCCCAUCCUGUUUUACCUGAAUGAUGCACGGGCUGACCAGUCUCGUGUGGGCCUGGUACACAUCGGUGUGUUUAUCGUGCUGCUGCUGAGUGGAGAGAGGAACUUUGGUGUGCGUCUGAAUAAACCCUACUCUGUACGAGUCCCCAUGGACAUCCCUGUGUUCACUGGAACACAUGCUGAUCUGCUCAUAGUGAUCUUCCACAAGAUCAUCACUAGUGGACAUCAACGCCUGCAGCCCCUCUUUGACUGCCUGCUCACUAUCGUAGUGAACGUGUCUCCUUACCUGAAGAGUCUGUCCAUGGUGGCAGCUAACAAGCUGCUCCACCUCUUGGAAGCCUUCUCCACCAACUGGUUCCUCUUCUCCGCCUCCCAGAACCACCAUCUUGUCUUCUUCCUGCUGGAGGUCUUCAACAACCUCAUCCAGUAUCAGUUUGAUGGUAACUGUAACCUGGUGUACGCCAUUAUCCGUAAGCGUAACAUCUUCCACCAGCUGGCCAAUCUGUCCUCUGACCCAGCCACCAUCCACAAGGCCCUGCAGAUGAAGAAGAGGAAGAAGACUACCACAGCCGUUAUCUCCCGUAUCAACUCCCAGGAGACCGUCUCCAUGGAGGGGUCCCGACCGGCCGUCCCAGCUGAGCCAGGGACACUCAAAGCCAGUCUCGUGGCCAUACCAGCUAUUGACAAGCUGACAGAGAAGGCUCAGGUCUCUGAGGAUGGCACCAUGGUCUGUCUUCAGGACAUGACCACUGACCAAAACGCCCACUCUCCCCAACACACCCACUCUCCCCAACACACCCACUCUCCGCAGUCCUCUGCCGCUGACACCAGUGGUAUAGCUGGAGCCAGCGACACAGAGUCCAACUCGGGGAGAGAUAACGAGGAGGCCUUUCAACCAGAGUCAGAGCUGGCCAGAAGUCGUUUGUCCAGUGUAUCAUCAUCAGCUAUGAACUGGAACCCCACUCCAGACUGGGUCCAAUCCUGGAAGAGUAAGCUUCCUCUCCAGACUAUCAUGAGGCUGCUACAAGUUCUGGUUCCUCAGGUGGAGAAGAUCUGCAUAGACAAGGGUCUGACCGAUGAGUCAGAGAUCCUGAAGUUCCUGCAGCAUGGAACCCUGGUGGGCCUGCUGCCUGUACCUCACCCCAUCUUAAUCAGGAAGUACCAGGCCAACGCGGGCACCGCCAUGUGGUUCCGCACAUACAUGUGGGGAGUAAUCUACCUACGUAAUGUGGAUCCCCCGAUCUGGUAUGACACUGACGUCAGACUGUUUGAGAUUCAGAGGAUCUAAGUGGAGCUGGUGAACAGGUCUCUACGACUGCGACCCAAAUGGCACCCUAUCCUGUUCAUAGUGCACUACUUUUGACGAGCCCUAUGGGCCCCUGUAAAAAGUAGUGCACUACAUAGGGGGUAGAACGCCAUUUGGGAAGCAGAAAACGUCUCUCUGGACUGGCUGGUUCGCCCUCGGAACCACCAACCGCUCUCUCACCAACUGCCAUUUUCAAACCUGAACAGAAGUGUGGAAGAGGAGGAUGAGGAUUUUCACCAGACACACCUGUUCUAGAAAACAGGAAUUUACAGUGUUUGUUUUCUCUAUUUUGUUUAUUGCGAAGUGCCAACACGUAGAACAUGUAACAAACCACUGUCACUAAACCACUUUUCCUACAAGCUGUCUGCUACUACAACUGCCAGAAGAUCUGUCAUAUUAACCCUCUUCUAGUCAUGUAUUGGCAGCUUUCCAAGGGUAUAUUCCUUCAUUUAACUUGAUGUGUAUUUUCUUUUUUUUUGCCAAACAAAUACAUGUAGACACUACUGUAUGUACACUUCCGUACAUAAGUUUGGGGUCACUUAGAAAUGUCCUUGUUUAAAAAAUAAAA
Salvelinus namaycush (lake trout) is the source of this 3172-nucleotide messenger RNA. RefSeq names its product protein HID1-like. Gene Ontology annotation, cellular component: Golgi medial cisterna; membrane; Golgi trans cisterna. Bases 106 to 2586 code for a protein of 826 amino acids. The transcript has 20 exons. NCBI's taxonomy places the organism in Eukaryota, Metazoa, Chordata, Actinopteri, Salmoniformes, Salmonidae. The record is from RefSeq and is a predicted model, not a curated record.